Molecule: messenger RNA, 2753 nt
Organism: Perca fluviatilis (European perch)
Lineage: Eukaryota; Metazoa; Chordata; Actinopteri; Perciformes; Percidae
Gene: lsr
Product: lipolysis stimulated lipoprotein receptor
Exons: 11
Coding region: 164-2008 (614 amino acids)
Biological process (GO): tricellular tight junction assembly; establishment of blood-brain barrier
Cellular component (GO): tricellular tight junction; plasma membrane
Source: RefSeq, a predicted model, not a curated record
AGGUACUCCCCCUCGCCUCCAGACACAAAAUGGAGCUGAAACUACCUGGCUGAGGAAAAGUACAGUUGCGCUCUAUAGUAUGCAUAAGCUCAAGUUUUAUUCGCGUAUUUAAGGAAAUAAUUUUAAGAUAAGUCGUCUGAUACCUCGAGGAAAGGGCAUUAACAUGUUGUGGACGUUAAUCAUCGCCGCCUUUAUGGCAACAGAGUCCACUAUGGCCAUCUCGGUCCAGUGCCCCACCAAGAGGUACAUUGUCAUCCUCUUCCAGCCCGUCACCCUCGUGUGCAACUACCAGACAACCGCCAAUCAGCCUCCUGUCGUCACGUGGAAGUACAAAUCCUAUUGCCAGGACCCCAUCCAGGCUGCGUUGAAUCCCAGCAGUGCAAGCAACAUUCUGUCUCAGAACAACCCCAACUACAACCCCAACAUCGAGUGUGCCGAUAGCCAGAGGACGGUGCGCAUAGUAGCCUCCAAGCAAAGCAAUGCUGUUACCCUCGGCUCGGAGUACCAAGGUCGCAAGAUCAGCAUCCUAAACGAUGCAGACCUGAAUAUUGCGCAGACGGCAUGGGGCGACAGCGGUGUCUACGUGUGUUCUGUGGUCUCUUCCCAGGACCUUUCAGGAAACGGUGAAGACUAUACAGAGCUAAUUGUACUUGAGAGAAAGUCAAAUACUACUGACCUCCUGCCUGGCAUUGACUUACUGGUUAUGGAAGACUGGCUCCUGGUUGUUUUGGUGGUUAUGGGCUUCCUGUUGCUGCUGCUCCUGAUCGGGAUCUGCUGGUGCCAGUGCUGUCCACACAGCUGUUGUUGCUAUAUCAGCUGCCCCUGCUGCCCUGAGCGCUGCUGCUGCCCACGAGCAUUGUACGAGGCAGGAAAAGCAGUGAAGAAAGGGGUUAUGCCAAUGAGUCAAUAUGCUCCCACCCUAUAUGCUCCCAGUAUGUAUGCCCAGCCAGCAUACGGUGGCCAGCCUGGUAUGCCUCUGCUACCUCUACCAAACGGAGCUGGACCCCUACCUCCCCAGAAUGGCUACGGUCGGGAUUAUGAUGGCGCUAGCUCUGUUGGACAGGGCUCCCAGGUGCCUCUGCUGCGUGAACAAGACGGGGGAGGGGACCACACUCGCAGUGGGUAUCGCAUCCAGGUGGACCCCGAUGGGAACGCCACACGUGCCAUUUAUUACAUGGAGAGGGAGCUGGCCAACAUGGACCCAUCCAGACCUGGCAACUACAACCGCUUAGAUAAUAUGACUGAAGUCAGUUCCCUGCACGAUAGCGUGGAGGCUCGAGGCCGCGGGGGGCGCUCCCAGCCGCCACAUCUGCCCACGGUCUAUGACCGGGAUGAAGCCAUGAGCACCAUCAGCAGUGUUUCCCAGCAAGGCCACCGCCGUGAUGACUACCCGCGCCAUGGUGGUGGGAACAUGGAGAAUCGUGUACGUGCCCGCUCCAUGGACAACCUUGAUGACAUCGGACGGCGCUACCCACCACAACGCUUCCCAGAUGAGCCCAGAGGCAGGAGAGGCUCGGAUGAUGGGUGGAGCAGUAGCGCCCGCAGCGGAAACGAUCGCGACUUUGACGACCGCAGGCGUCGCGACUACUCCCCCGAUGAUCGUCGGAGAGGAGACGGAGGGGGUCUCCCAGGGAGACGCAGCCGCAGCCGUGACGAUCUGAUGGACCUGGAGAGGGAUCGCCGGCCUGGCGCCGAUGCCAGGGACAGGCGAGACGAUUAUGAUGACAGCUUCCUGCGAGAAGCCUUGGAGAAGAAGAAGAUGGGCGAGCAGCAGAGGGCGCGCAGCCGCGAGCGCCUGGACAGCGAGAGCGACCGCUCGGAUCGUGGGAGGGCGCCACGUGGGCCCCCACCGCUUCCUCAGAUCCCGCCCUCUGGACACCCUGGUCGCCGUGAUGACUACCCACCUCCUCCACCUCCACCGUACAGUGAAGAUGGAAGCGUUUCAUCUUCCAAGAAAAGCAACCUCCGCAAGAACGGAGCAGUGAGUCGAGAGAGCCUGGUGGUGUGAAACCAGCCAUGACGUGAGCAACCUGUAGUUCUGGACCAGUUGAUUUUUCUAAAUCUGUAAAUAUUAUUCACACUGCUGAUUCACUGCGCUGAUUUUUAUAUUUCAUAAUUAACAGUACACUUAUCACAAAUUGAUGCUGAAUGUGUAUAUAUACUUUUCUAAACUGGGAAGAGGUGCAUAGAUGAAAUGUUACGUGCCUUUUCAUGUAUAAAACAUUGUGGCUGCCACAAGUGCCUUUUUAAGAGUGUACAGAAUUUUACUUGUAGAUCUGAGAGUCAAGUUGAUAAAUAAUUCACUGUAAAGGUGUUUUACAUCUUGACGAGUAAACAUGUUCCCAUCGGUUUCAAUUUUUUUUGUAGUUUCAGUUAGCUGAUAAAAGUACUGAUGUAGAUUUGCAGGGGUCUAUAGAUUUUUCUGGCUUUUUACUUGUGAAAAUUUGUUUUUAUAAGAAAAACUGUAAAUUUAAAGGAAUUUAUUUUAUCUCUGCUUUUUGCUUUUAGUUGUUCGAGUUUGCUCAAUGUAUUUAGAAUUUAUGUAUUUAGGUGAACAAAACAGUCUUGGUUAGAAUUUGUCUAAGUAUUCGCAUUUCAUGUUAGGUUUUCUUUUUUUUUUUUACACAAGAUUUCAGUUUUAACUUGCAGUAUGUUGUACAGCUGACCAGUAAUACACUUUGAAGCUGCAAAUGUUUAUUGUGAUGUGAUGAAACCUAAUUUGACAAUAAAUGUCUCUAUUGCCAGGCCAUUUA